Sinocyclocheilus rhinocerous is the source of this 472-nucleotide messenger RNA. Its product is annotated as CD276 antigen homolog. NCBI's taxonomy places the organism in Eukaryota, Metazoa, Chordata, Actinopteri, Cypriniformes, Cyprinidae. The transcript is spliced from 3 exons. Gene Ontology annotation, biological process: cell surface receptor signaling pathway; immune response; cellular response to lipopolysaccharide. The record is from RefSeq and is a predicted model, not a curated record. The annotation marks the transcript as partial. Gene Ontology annotation, cellular component: external side of plasma membrane.
AUUCUACUUCAUGUGUGUGUCUGCAGUGCUGAUACACAAAGUGUCUCUGCAGGUCCCAGGUGUUAUUGAUGGUUCUGUUGUCCUGCCGUGUUCUUCAGCUCAACAGGAUCUUAAACUUCAAGACAUUAAUGUGCACUGGAGACACAAUAACCGUGAGAUUGUGUAUGAUAUAAUCAAGGGUGAAGAUUCAGUAGAAAAACAGGACCCACAGUACAAGAACAGAGCUGAAACUUUCCCAGAAGAGUAUAAGAGAGGAAACUUCUCCAUCAAACUCAACAAUCUUCAACACACUGAUGCAGGAAAGUUCAGCUGCUUCAUCACACCCUCAAAUGAACAGGAGACUGUGGAGCUGCGGGUCAACGAAUCAACAACAGAAAAGGGCAACAAAUCCAUGGAACAAGAAAACCAAGGACAAGAAACAGGAGCAGACAGUGUGGGGAAAUCAUGGCACUGGCUUUACAUUUUAUUAGCU